UCUUCCUUCAAGCCCAGAGAACAGCAUGCUCACCAGUCUAAAGUAAAACAUUUUUACAGAAUUCUAGUGGGGCUUACUCAAGAGUUUUUUCCUCCGACCUGUGAGCUCCCGGAAGGAGGGAAUCAGACUAGCACCUUGGAGUUCCUCCUCUGGGGGCUCUCAGACCAGCCACAGCAGCAACACAUCCUCUUCCUGCUGUGUCUGUGGGUGUGCGUGGUCACUGUGGCUGGGAACCUGCUCACUGUCCUGGCCACUGGCACCGACACACACCUCCACACCCCCAUGUACUUCUUCCUUGCCAGCUUGUUGUAUGCAGACAUGUUUUUCACCUCCAACACCGUGCCCAAGGCCCUGGUGAACAUCCACACCCAGAGCACGUCCGCUUCCUACACAGGGUGCUUGGCACAGGCAACCUACUACUUCUUGACUUUUGGGGACAUGGACAUCUUUCUCCUGGCUACAAUGGCCCAUGACCGCUAUGUGGCCAUUCGCCACCCGCUCCACUAUAUGACGAUCAUGAGCCUCCACCGCUGUGCCCUCCUGAUCAUUCCUGACUUCUUCUGUGAUUUGGGAUCGCUGAUGAAUGUGUCUUGCUCUGACACCCAGGUCAGUGAGCUUGUGCUCCUCUUCCUAGGGGGAGCAGUCAUUUUAAUUCCUUUUAUGCUCAUCCUGGUCUCUUAUAUCCGCAUCACUUCAGCCAUCCUCAGCCCCUCUGCCCAGGGAAGGCAUAAGGCCUUCUCUACCUGCGGCUCUCACCUCAUUGUUGUUGCUGUGUUCUUCGAGGCGGUGAUCAGGGCUUAUCUGUGCCCCUCAUCUUCUUCCUCCAACUCAGUAGAGGGGGAUACAGCGGCUGCUGUCGUGUACACCGUGGUGACUCCCCUGCUGAACCCCUUUAUUUACAGCCUGCGGAACAAGGACAUGAAGGCUGUGGUGGUUAGACUUCUCGAGGGUAGAGUCUCCUUCUCACAGGGCCAGCGACUUCUGCUGAGAAACUGAAGGUGUUCUCCAUC
Messenger RNA from Symphalangus syndactylus (siamang), 1010 nucleotides. RefSeq names its product olfactory receptor 1P1-like. Lineage: Eukaryota; Metazoa; Chordata; Mammalia; Primates; Hylobatidae. Gene Ontology annotation, cellular component: membrane. Gene Ontology annotation, biological process: G protein-coupled receptor signaling pathway. The record is from RefSeq and is a predicted model, not a curated record. Gene Ontology annotation, molecular function: G protein-coupled receptor activity.